Molecule: messenger RNA, 1203 nt
Organism: Lathyrus oleraceus (garden pea)
Lineage: Eukaryota; Viridiplantae; Streptophyta; Magnoliopsida; Fabales; Fabaceae
Exons: 5
Coding region: 1-1203 (400 amino acids)
Source: RefSeq, a predicted model, not a curated record
AUGGCUGCUGGAGGUUUGUGCUCUCUAGGGCAAACUGUGUCUGGUAAAGGAAAAUUUGUGGCAUCUAAAACUGCCAAUGCUUCCCAUUCUGAGAAGCAUGAUGUUGUAAACGAUGUGAUUGACCUAGAGGAUGAUAGGUCUGAUGAGCAAGAGGAUAGCUUACUUCAUCACUUAAAGCCAAGUGUGGCUAAGCGUAUGAAGACUCGAAAAGGAAGAUUUGUGGCUGAAGUGAUGUCAGUUAAAACAGCUAAGAAGACUGCUGGUGUUGGUGCUUCCAAAUUUUGGAGCAAGGUAGAAGUGAAGAAGAGGAAGGUUAGAGAAGUCUCUGAGUCUGAAGAAGAUGUUGAGGAAGAUGUCUCUGACAUCUCUCUUGUGAAGAAGACCACUGUGAGGAAGUCCCCUGUGAAAGUUGUUGUUGUGCAUUUGGAUAAUAUCUCUUUCCAUCUUGAAGAUGGAGCUUCCAAAUGGAAAUUUGUGAGUCAAAGAAGGGUGGAUGUGGAAAGGGAAUUAGGAAAGGAUGCUGUUGAAGUCAAGGAGGUCAUGGACCAAAUAAAGACUGUUGGGUUAAUGAAGACUGUGGUUGGGUUCUCUCAAUGCUAUGAGGGUUUGGUUAAGGAAUUCAUUGUCAACAUUCCUGAGGAUAUUGCUGAUAAGAACAACAAGGAAUUUUGCAAAGUAUUUAUGAGAGGAGCUGCAAAUUGGGUGCCUACCAACCACAUUUACACAAUUGCUAAUACCUUUGGAAGAUUUAUUUUUGCUAUUGGAACCAAAAUGAAUUUUGACUAUGCUAGAUUUAUGUUUGAACAAGUUAUCAAGCAUGCAUCUAAUAAUGCAGUUAAGCUACCUAUUGCCUUUCCCUCUAUGAUUUGUGGGAUUAUCCUGAGUCAACACCCUGGGAUUCUGAGUUCUAAUGACUUACCAAGUAGAAGAAAACCUGCUCUAUUAGUGCACUAUAAACUGUUUGAAGGCAGUCAUGUCGAAGACAUUGUUAUGACGUCUAUUAUGAAAAAGCCAGCCUCAAAAUUUAGAACUAUUGCUGAGCUGAAGGAGACUUUUGUUAUUCAGCUUGAUGAGUAUUUACCUCUUUUUGCUAAAUGUGACAAGUUUCACAAUCAAACCAUGAAGAUUCUUUUGUUUGAAUCUAACUUCUUAAAAGCGUCUAUGAAUUCUCUAUGUAUAUUUCCAAAAGCUUUUUUUAAUUGA